This is a messenger RNA of Xenopus laevis (African clawed frog), 1527 nucleotides long. It is a transcript of the gene paics.S, whose product is annotated as phosphoribosylaminoimidazole carboxylase; phosphoribosylaminoimidazolesuccinocarboxamide synthase S homeolog. The record is from RefSeq and is marked provisional. Gene Ontology annotation, molecular function: phosphoribosylaminoimidazolesuccinocarboxamide synthase activity. The transcript is spliced from 9 exons. Bases 208 to 1485 code for a protein of 425 amino acids. Gene Ontology annotation, cellular component: cytosol. Gene Ontology annotation, biological process: 'de novo' IMP biosynthetic process; purine nucleotide biosynthetic process. NCBI's taxonomy places the organism in Eukaryota, Metazoa, Chordata, Amphibia, Anura, Pipidae.
UACAGGGAAUUUCUCGCUGUAGGUACUUCUGCCUGAGAGAAUUUACAUACAGAACCACGUGGUACUGCCGGGCAUCCACAUCCAGUGUCCUGAGAGGGGGAGGUUCGGUCUCGUAUGUAGUUCUGUCAGAGCGAGUGUGCAUGUUAUCGACCUCCGAUUUAACGCCACUUCAUUUCUAUUGCUGUGUUUCCCGGUUUUAUCGGUGAAAUGGAGUCCUACUUAGACCUGAAGCUGGGCAAGAAAUUAAAUGAAGGGAAAACGAAAGAGGUGUAUGAAUUGCCCGAGCACUAUGGCUGCGUGCUGAUGAAGUCCAAAGACCAGAUUACUGCCGGCGACGCAGUACGGAAAGAUCACAUGGAAGGAAAAGCCUCCAUUUCCAACAAGACAACUAGCUGCGUCUUCAAACUGCUGCAGGAGGCUGGGAUCAAAACUGCGUUUGUCCGAAAGUGCGGCGACACGGCUUUCAUUGCUACCCACUGCGAGAUGAUACCCAUUGAGUGGGUGUGCCGAAGAAUCGCCACUGGCUCAUUCUUGAAGAGAAAUCCGGGUGUUAAGGAAGGCUACAAAUUCCUCCCCCCUAAAGUGGAGACCUUUUUUAAGGAUGAUGCCAACCAUGAUCCUCAGUGGUCUGAGGAACAACUGAUCUCUGCAAAACUCAGCUGUGGAGGGCUUGUGAUUGGUCAGGCUGAAGUGGAUAUCAUGACUCAUUCCACAGCGGCCAUCUUUGAGAUUCUAGAGAAAGCUUGGAUGAGCCAGGAGUGCACACUAGUAGACAUGAAGAUUGAGUUUGGUGUGGAUGUUACAAAGAAGGAGAUUGUCCUCGCUGAUGUUAUUGAUAAUGACUCUUGGCGUCUGUGGCCGGCUGGUGACAAGUCCCAACAGAAAGAUAAGCAAACAUAUCGGGACCUAAAGGAGGUAACGGCUGAAGCUCUGCAGAUGGUGAAGAGAAAUUUUGAGUGGGUGGCAGACAGAGUAGAGCUGCUGCUGACUUCCAAAAGCCAGGGUAGGGUGGUGGUGCUGAUGGGAUCCAUUUCUGAUCUGGCACACUGUGAGAAGAUUAAGAAAUCCUGUGCAAACUAUGGCCUUCCCUGUGAGCUGAGAGUGACUUCUGCACACAAAGGCCCCGAUGAAACCCUGCGGAUCAAGUCAGAGUAUGAAGGUGAUGGCAUGGCUACAGUGUUUAUAGCAGUGGCCGGCAGAAGCAAUGGUUUGGGACCGGUCAUGUCUGGAAACUCUGCUUAUCCCGUAAUUAACUGCCCUCCUCUCACUGCAGACUGGGCUGCACAGGAUGUCUGGUCUUCCCUCCGAAUGCCCAGUGGGCUUGGAUGUUCCACCGUUCUCUCGCCAGAAGCUGCAGCUCAGUUUGCUGCUCAAAUCUUCGGCUUAAACAACCACCUAGUGUGGUCCAAGUUACGCUCCUGCACUCUUAACACCUGGAUAUCUCUCAAGCAAGCCGACAUGAAGCUGAGGGAGUGCAGCAUCUGAGCUCUCAUUUAACAUUCCAAUAAAGCACUGAGUUCUCUUUCA